Messenger RNA from Hermetia illucens (black soldier fly), 897 nucleotides. Its product is annotated as fibrous sheath CABYR-binding protein-like. Bases 1 to 897 code for a protein of 298 amino acids. Gene Ontology annotation, molecular function: chitin binding. NCBI's taxonomy places the organism in Eukaryota, Metazoa, Arthropoda, Insecta, Diptera, Stratiomyidae. Gene Ontology annotation, cellular component: extracellular region. The transcript is spliced from 3 exons. The record is from RefSeq and is a predicted model, not a curated record.
AUGAAAGGCAAUAGCGUCGUAUCACCCGGAGAAGUCGAUAAUAAAGUGACUUGUACACCUGAUUGUUCACAAGCACUUAACAAGGACUCAUUUGUUGCAUACCCAAGUGGUUGUACCAAAUACUUUCAAUGUUUGAAUGGAAAUGCCUUUAUUAGGCAAUGCUCCCCAGGACUCCAUUGGAACGCCAUAUCACACUUGAACCCGGUGAAUAAACCACAACUGAUUCAGAUUCAAUUAACCAGUGAAAUACCGACUUCUUCUCUUGAGCCAUCAGCAUCCUACCUAACUGAAGCACCAGGAUCAGAAGCACCGGGAACUGAGCCAACAGGAGAACCAGGAGUUGAUGCGCCCGGAACUGCUGAAGCAAUUGAAACACCAAUAACUAAUAAACCAGAAACUCAUGCGCCGGGAAUUGAAGCCCCAGAAACAGAAGCACCUGAAACUCAAAUACCUCGAACUGAAGCAUCCGGAAUUGAUCCAAUAACAGAAGUAUCAGGAACUGAAGCACCAAGAACUGCGGCACCUGCAACAGAGGCACCAGUAACAGAAGCACCAGAAACUAAAGCACCAGGAAGUGAUGCACCAGCAACUGCGGUUUUGACCUCAACAAUUGAUCCACGAAUAGAUGUUUCCAUCUCUACCUUUUCUACAUCCCCUUGGCCUCCACAUCAAACAAACGGUUACCUAGAAGCUCCACAAAUAUCUCUGAGCUUUGUGCAAAAUUACAAGAAGCGCUUCAUCAGCAUGGGCUGUACAAGUUUCUCACUAGGUUUGGAAAACACAGAGAUUUUUGCAUCAUGUCCUAGUGGACUGUUUUGGAGCCAGGAUGUGUUAGCUUGUGAUGCAUUCACGAAUGCUGAUUGCAUAAGUCAACGAGAGAUGUCCUAUAAUAUCUGA